Messenger RNA from Pseudonaja textilis, 2410 nucleotides. RefSeq lists its product as uncharacterized. Lineage: Eukaryota; Metazoa; Chordata; Lepidosauria; Squamata; Elapidae. The record is from RefSeq and is a predicted model, not a curated record. Gene Ontology annotation, biological process: regulation of transcription by RNA polymerase II. Gene Ontology annotation, molecular function: RNA polymerase II cis-regulatory region sequence-specific DNA binding; DNA-binding transcription factor activity.
CUUGUCGAGGCGGCGAUCGGAGAGACGGCGGAGCGAUGAGUCGCGAUUGAGUGGGGAGGGGGCUCCAGGCGGGGGUAAGGGGAGGGCAUCUGCUUUUCCCUGGCCCCCUCCUCUUUUUUCUCCACCCCCCCCCCUUUAUUUUGCAGGCGAAAGACCCCGUCAUGCACAGCCGCAGAUCCCGCGUGGGGCGGCGGCUCCUCCCGCAGCCCGAAGCGCAGCCCGAAGCGACGGAGGCGACGGCUCCAGAAAGGGGUGUCCCCAUGGAUGGGAGGGACCAAGAGCCGGUAGAUGGCCGCACACGCCAGGCAUCCCCUCCGGGGGAGAAGCCAUUCCCUUUCCCGGCGUGGGAGGAGAGCUCGGGAGACGAGAACGGGUUGGUCAUCCACAGCCAGGUGGAGGAAGAGGAGCACAAAUGCGCCAUGUGUGGCGAGAGCUUCAGCCAGCCGCUGGGCCUGCUGCGCCACCAGAAGCAGCAGCAUGCCGGCGAGCGGGCCUUUGUGUGUCCUGAGUGUGGCCGGGGCUUCAGCCUCAAACAUAACCUUAUCAUACACCAGCGCAUCCACACUGGCGAGAAGCCCUUCGCCUGCAGCGUCUGUGGGAAGCGCUUCAGCCUCAAGCAGAACCUGAUCACCCACCAGCGGGUGCAUGGUGGCCCGGCCCGCCGCCCGUUCGCCUGCCCCGCCUGCGGGAAGCACUUCCGGGAAGAACGGCUGCUCGCUGCUCACCAGAAAAGAGACUGCGAGCCGCAGCAGGAGCGGCAGGACAGCCCGGGAGACCAAACGGGAUGCGUUGCUGAGGAGGGCGAGGAGGAUUUUGUGCGCCGCCGGCUCCGGGUAAAGCAUCAAGAGAAGCCCCCGCAAACCCGCGCUGCCUUUGCCCGCCGGGGUUCUGGGGAACCUUUGAGGGGGAGAAGCGGACUCACUGGCUCGCCGAGGACCCAGCAAGCCAAGGAGGAGAGCCCCAAAGCCCCGAAGACGAGGCUCCGCCGUGGGGACCACCCCUUCCAGUGCCUGACAUGCGGGAAGACCUUUUCGCAGAAAGGCAACCUGGCGGCACAUCAUCGGAGCCACCGCGAACAGGAGAGCCUCAGUUGAGGGCGGGACUGAGAGGGUGCCCUGCAGCGGUUGAGCGAUCGAAGUGGUGAUGGGGCAGCGAGCUUGAAACGGGACCAAGAGCAGGCGGACAAGAGGAAAUUACAGCCCCUCCCCCUCCUGGAUCGCUCAUGGAACAUACUGGAAACAACCUCUUGACGUUCUUCAUCGUCCCUUUCCACGUACUGUAUUGGGACCAUGAACUGACACAAAACUAGAAGACACAGGGUGCUUUCCAUUUUUCUGCAUUUUUGUAUUUACCUUUUUCUUUUUUCUUUCGAUCCAUUUAUCUCCCCACCGGGUCCUGGAUCAAGUUCCACCUCCCCCUCCUUCCACAUGUUGCAUUCCGUUUUUUGUCCCUUUCUGACAGGAAAAACCGUUUCUUCCAAAUCCGCAGAACGCUGACCAGAGCCGAAUCGCACUGAGGGGCGAGUAGAGUCAGAACUGUGCCAAAGAGUCCAGGCCCCAGGAAGGAAAAAAAAUAGGAGGAUCAGGAUAGCCAUUGGAUCAGCCGGCUCUGAGUUUGCAGUGGCAAGCCUCCUUGGAAGCCAGUCCUGGUGGGGUUGAACCCGAGGCGGUGCGGUGCAAACCGAGGAUCGCGCGUCUGCUUUGGAAGCCGUUCCUUUGUCCAUUCCCGGUAGAUUUGAACCCGAGAUCUACAGUGUGACGUGCUCGAGGACCGUUAGAAAUACUUCCGUUAACAACUACGUCCUGGAACUAGCUGGAACGUGCUGGCAACUUUGGGCCUCAAGUAUCUUACCGCAGAACAGAGGAACCCUCCCAACAGAAAGUUACUCGGCGCUCCCUACUCGGCGCAGCAGUACAGUACUGUCACCGGCAUCAAUCCGGCAGAGAGAGGUCCCUUGGAAGAUUGGCGUCCGUGGAAACCGGGGAGGGAAACUCCCAAUUCGGAGGGGUUAUGUUUCCAGUGACCCCCUUCCCUUUCCCUGUGGAGAAGACCCCCCCCUCCCUGCUCUGCUUCCUGUCGCUGUCCAGCUGGGCCUCAGUUCUCGUUGCUGGGGCCUCGGCGUGUCCCUGCUGCUCGGUGGCGUUUUUGUCGUUCCUGUUGACUGUUACCAAGUUCGGCCUGUUUUAGAGGCUUUUUCAAGCACUCCUGAUUGAGCUGGACCUGUUGAACUGCGGCAGAGUCGCUGCCUUGCCUCCAGGGAGUGAGUCUGGGGUACACGCGGCUGCGGUAUGCGAAGGUCUCUGAGCGGAGGGGUGAGAGAAGCAGGUCUCACUGCGCGGGGGUGGGGGGGGGGGGCAGGACAAAGGCUGGCUGGGCUCGCUCUCCUUCGUGCUCUCUCUUUUCCUUUCUU